Adineta ricciae is the source of this 930-nucleotide messenger RNA. The record is from the annotation of a GenBank genome assembly. NCBI's taxonomy places the organism in Eukaryota, Metazoa, Rotifera, Eurotatoria, Adinetida, Adinetidae.
AUGACACACGAUAAUAUCAGUGUUUUAUUUCGCCCGAUUACUGAAUUUGCAGAUUUAACUCUUCAAGUUGAAUUUCUACCAUAUCCUGGUAACGACUUCAAAGAAUCUACCAAUGAAGAUCUCCAACAAAGUUCGUUGAAUGUGAAAAAUCAGUUUACUAUUGCACAUCUGUAUGAUUAUACUGACGAAGCAUUUUCCAUCAAUAUUCUUGUUCAAGUCUCAUCUGAUAUAUCCACCAGUGAAAAGAUUAUUCACAAACGUUAUUCAGACUUUCAUGUGUUGCAUCGAGCACUAGUCCACUUUGUCGAAGUGGAAAUGAAGAAAUCCGUCAGUUAUUUUCAUCAUCGACAUGAGCAAGUUAGCAAUACUAGCGAAGUGAAUCCAUGUUUUCCGACGAGAACGGACCGAAUGGUAAUGCUGAAUGGUGCUUCCAUUCAGAAACGUCGUGAAACGUUCAAGGAGUAUCUCGAUCGAAUCGUUGAACAUCGAAAAUUUCGUCAUCAUUUAGCAACAUUUUCUUUCCUUCAUCCACGGUAUAUAAGCGAGAGCCAGAAAGAAGGUUAUUUACUCAAACGAGCUCACAGUGACUACCGUGGCCCUCGUCGUUUGAUUCAUUUACCAUCCGCUUUAAACUCGUCUCUGAUUCAUCAUCGAGAGUACUUUGUUAUUAAAGCUACUUAUACAGCUUAUAUCCGACCAGAUACAAAUGUAUUACGUUUUCCCAUACUGGUUGAUCAUGGUUUUACAUUUUCAUUAGGUUUUCAUCGUACAGGAGUUAAAAAUGGUAUUGAAGAUGCAGGUGUCAGUGUGCACGCGAUUGUUUACAAAGAUGUGCCAUUUACUAUGGACUUGAAUGGUCUACAUACAAAACGCGUAGUUCUCUUAUGGUCCCAUCAGAAAGUUGCAUUUCUCAUUCGAAUCGAUCUAUGA